GGUUGUUGCUUAAUUCAAAAAAUGUCCAACUAUUGAAGAUGUUUGUACAGCCUCAAUGCAGCAUUGUGUGCAUUAGAAUUAAAACUACCAUAUAAACUUGUUUGUUUUUGCACUUCAAGGGGUUUGAAUAUAUGAAAAAAGAGGGAGAGUGCUGUGGAACAUGUAGACAAGUGGCCUGUAUUUAUGAUGCACAAGACAAAACCAGACAUGUUCUCAAGGAUGGAAACCAGUACAAUUUCAAAUGCAUGAAUGCUACAUGUCUGAAAAGAAAUGGCAUGUUUAUGACGAUGGAGAGCUAUAAACAAUGCCCGCCAUUUAAUCCAGAUGACUGUGUGCCUGGAACAGUGCAAUUUGACAAAGAUGGAUGCUGCCAGAUCUGUGAAACCAGCAACUGUGUUCGCGUGAAGAACGUCACCCGUCUGCAUGUCAAGGACUGCAUUUCCAUCGAAGAUGUAGAAGUUGCAUCCUGCACUGGCCACUGUGAUGACGGUUCAAGGUAUUCUAUGGAAAAGAACACCAUGAUGCACAACUGUUCUUGCUGCCAGGAGGAUAAAUUCAGCCUUCAGCAGGUGAUACUGCAGUGUGCCAAUAGCAGCAAGAUCCCUCAUGACUACAUUUACAUUGAGAGCUGCAAAUGCACUCCAACCAAGUGUGAAGAAUAUACUGAAAAAAAGACCCCUGAACAAUUUAAGGAACAGGAGUUGGAAGAAAUUAGGGCACGUUUAGGUGAAAGAUACCAUAGACGAGAUCGUGACGACUACUAUUUACAGAAAAAAGGUUAUAAGGGACGGCACUGAAAUGAUCAAAAUACUGUUAAAAACCAAUAAAAAACCCAAAUUAAUAACAAACUGACAAGAAACAUUAUUAUUUAGACAAUUUAUACAGUAUAUAUCAAAUUUCAAGUAUCACAUAGGGAGCUGCGGGAAUGUCAGUUUAUGGUUUCUCACUGUUAAUUAUAGAUGUCUUGUUAGAUCCAGUACAGUUUUUUUUUUCAUAUAUACUGUAGUAAGGGAACAUGCCAUUAACCAAUUACCAGGUUUUAACAUGUAAUUUUUGUAUUUUUUUACUUCAAAAAUACACCAUAGAACAUCUGUGUAUUAAGAUCUGUUGAUCUAAGAAAUCAAAAAUGUUAAAAUAUACAACCGAAAGUGAUGUUGAUUGAAGCUGAUUGUUGUAGUUCAUUAAUGGAUUUUAUUUUCUUUUUUUUUCUUUUUUGGCAAAUAUUGCAUUAAUAUUAUUAUUUUUAUUUUAUUUUUUGUGAUUUGAUCUAAGGUUACA
This is a messenger RNA of Carassius gibelio (silver crucian carp), 1278 nucleotides long. RefSeq names its product intestinal mucin-like protein. The transcript has 5 exons. NCBI's taxonomy places the organism in Eukaryota, Metazoa, Chordata, Actinopteri, Cypriniformes, Cyprinidae. The record is from RefSeq and is a predicted model, not a curated record. Bases 132 to 797 code for a protein of 221 amino acids. Gene Ontology annotation, cellular component: extracellular matrix.